Molecule: messenger RNA, 4097 nt
Organism: Scleropages formosus (Asian bonytongue)
Lineage: Eukaryota; Metazoa; Chordata; Actinopteri; Osteoglossiformes; Osteoglossidae
Product: ubiquitin-conjugating enzyme E2 Q2-like
Exons: 13
Coding region: 625-1734 (369 amino acids)
Source: RefSeq, a predicted model, not a curated record
ACUUACUUGCUUUCUUACCUGAGUGCUCUAUCUGCGUUAUCUAACAAACUGCUCUAAACAAUUCGAACUGAGCGGGUUUCGACGCACCUUUCUGUGACGUCACAGGUCGUUCACUUAGCCACAGCGCCGGUGCGGGCGAGUGCGCGCACGUACACACGCAUCGCGCGCCGGGACUCUGCAGGCUCUGGUAGCGACGCCAUCUUUAAACCCCGACAGGAACCUUUUGCCGACAGCCGCAUAGGCAACUUUACGCGCGCCUAGUAUCGGGCUUCAGUUUUCACAGCUUAAUCCGUCGAUGAAAAAACUACGAGUUUUUUUUUAAAGGGUGCUUUUCUUUUGAGAAAACGCUGCAGAGACGAGUCGAACGGUGGCAAAAAAUUAAGACAAAUCGCGACAACAACAAAGGCGGAAAGAGAGGAGCGACGGGCGAACUGAAGGUGAAUAUUUGUGCGGAUAGCUGGAAACAAGCUCUGUGAGGAAGUGCUCAGCGCACCGUGUCAGAAAAGCGGCUUUAGGUUUGUGCUUCUGUCGCGAGUUGUGUUUGGUUCGGGCUCUACUGCGCGACUCGAGUACCGCCAAUCCCCUCCUCCCCACCCCCGCGGCCCGGCUGGAGAUGAGCGGAAGAUGUCGGUGUCGGGGCUGAAGGCCGAGCUCAAGUUCCUGGAGUCCAUCUUCGACCCGAACCACGAGCGGUUCCGAAUCAUCGACUGGAAGCCCGACGAGCUCAGCUGCCAGUUCAACGUGACGGGGGAGAAGCUGCUUAUCAUCCACUGCAACAUCACGGAAUCCUACCCCUCAACGCCCCCAAUAUGGUUUGUGGACUCGGAUGACCCCAGUCUAGCACAAGUGCUAGAGCGUUUAGAAGAUGUAAGAAAGGGCAGUACCCUGCUCCUGCAGCAGCUGAAACGCCUCAUCUGUGACUUAUGCCGCCUGUACAACCUUCCACAGCACCCUGAUGUGGAAAUGUUAGACCAGCCACUGCCUGCUGGGCCGCCUGGAACUACAGAUGAAGUCACAUCUGAAGAGGAGGAGGAAGAUGAAAUGGCAGAGCAGGACAUUGAAGAUCUGGACCACUAUGAGAUGAAAGAGGAGGAGCCAGCAGAUGGCAAGAAAUCAGAGGAUGAUGGGAUUGAGAAAGAGAACCUUGCUAUUCUGGAGAAGAUCCGCAAAAACCAGAGGCAAGACCAUUUGAAUGGUGCUGUGUCUGGGUCUGUGCAGGCAUCAGAUCGUCUCAUGAAGGAGCUCAGGGAGAUUUACAGGUCACAGAGCUACAAGACAGGAAUUUACUCAGUCGAGCUUGUCAAUGACAGUCUUUAUGAAUGGCACGUCAAGUUACGGACGGUAGACCCUGAUAGUCCUUUGCAUAGUGACCUGCAAGUUCUAAAGGAAAAGGAAGGCAUGGACUACAUUCUUCUCAAUUUCUCAUAUAAAGAUAAUUUCCCCUUUGAUCCGCCUUUUGUACGGGUCGUGUCUCCUGUGCUUUCUGGAGGUUAUGUUCUUGGAGGAGGUGCCUUGUGUAUGGAGCUUCUCACAAAGCAGGGCUGGAGUAGUGCCUAUUCUAUAGAAUCUGUGAUCAUGCAGAUAAAUGCCACCUUAGUCAAAGGAAAAGCCAGAGUACAAUUUGGCGCUAACAAGAACCAGUACAAUCUUGCCAGAGCGCAGCAGUCCUAUAAGUCCCUAGUGCAGAUUCAUGAAAAGAAUGGUUGGUACACACCCCCUAAAGAGGAUGGUUAGGGUGGUGGCCCUUAUGUGCACUGGGACCAACUGUCUUAGGGUCAAUACUCCUUUUUUCUUUUCUUUUUUGUUUUUCUGGAUUUAAGGUUUUUUCCUGACUCUGAGGUUGUUUUAGUGGGAAUAUGACACCCUUCUCCCCAAAUGGGCUUGACCCAUUCAGUGUCUAUGGAAACCGACGGGUAAAAUCUCCCCUCAGCAGGCUGGAGAGAUUCUUAUGGGGUCAUCCCAUCAUCCGCCACAAUAUUUGCAGUGCAGUGGGAUUUCAGUUUGGCUUUUGCGUUUAUCUUUCUAGCUAUUGUACUGGAUACUUUUAUGAGGUGAACCACUGACUGUACACCAUGGCAGAUGGACGAACACAGAUUCAGCGACUAUUGUCAUCCUUCCAGUGACCCGAGAGAACCAUUGUUGUGAACUUGCACUUGGUUUGUCAGUUUCUGUUCACACAAGGAAAAAAAAGAUCUUUGGCUUAUAGAUGCAACUGGUCGCGAUGUGACCCUCUUCAGUUAAAGAUGGUUUCAGUGCAAACUUUCAUAAGAGCUGAAGCUUGGUUGGAUAACUAAUAUAGCAAUUCGGUGCCCCGCUGCCUCGAUCACAGUAGAUCUUUCGCCCAAUCGUUUUAGUGUAAUAUUUCUAAUGCCAAGAGAACCACGCAGUUGUGUGCUUGCGUCAGGAGCCCGGUGUCACUGCCAGCCAAAAUGAGAGGAGUGGAGCUAAAUAAAAGACAUACCCUUUAUGCUAGCAGGCUCUUACCAGGCCUCAGAGUUUUGGUCUUCUCAGAAAGCAGGCAGGGAAUACUGAGCUGGGUUAAGGCUAGUCGGAUAGUAUUUUUGUAAAGUAGUUGAACGAGCUCUAAAUGGAAACUCGUGGUGUUUCGUAGAGUGGCACUUGUUGUUUUAAUGUAUCUGUGUAUGUGUCUGGACUUGUGGACACACUGCAUUAAGUACACCCAGGACUAUAGCAAGGACCACUUGCGAUUUAACUUUCACAUAUAGAAAAAGGAAAAAACUUUAAUGGAAUCCUUCACAGAGAUAAAAACAUAAGCUUAAACUGUUUUAUGUAAGGUUAUGACUACUCUUAAAUUUUCUUUACAAAUUGCGAUAUUUAGUUAUUGAUGACCGAUUUUUGUCAUUAGUGGUUAUGCUUCUGUAUCAGUCUUAAAGGCAAAUAUAACAACUUUUUCCAUUUGAGUUGUUCAGUUGGUUUUGCAGUCUAGAGAAACAUUGCCAUAAUCCUUGCCACAUGGUCUCAUGGCAAGUCCAUGAACCUUUUACCAAGGGCAUAACUAUGCAGAGAUUGGUAAACUCUGUUUGCUAGCAAGACACUUAAAUGUGCAUAACUUUGAAAUUAUCAUGCCUGCAACAGACAUUUUUGCAGUUUUAGCUUUUUUUUUUAUUUUUGUUAUUAAAGCAUUAACAUUGCAGGUAACACACCUGGUCUCUGCGCACGGCUUUCUGGGGUAUGACAGCCAGGGAAACUGGGAUUCCGUGCCCUUCAGAAACUUGCAAAUGGCAGAGAUCAGCAUGGUGGACUCUCUUCAGGCUCCUCAGACAGAGCAAUGAAGACUGCAGAUCGCUUUUUUUUUUUCCCCCCCAACAUGCCUUAAAAUUGAGUUUUUUUUUUUUUUUUAAUUAUUAAAUUCCCUCUACCCCUCCUCUACAUUAGCAGACAAUUUUCAACGAAGGCAUUUUACACUCCACAUCCCUGGUGUUUGAAGGCUUGCAUUCCUGCUGACUGGGCAGUUAGGAAACAAUAUAAUUUUAAAAUUGUAAUAACUAGGGUUAUGCAGAGUAAUCUUGCAGAUAUUAUGCACAAUACUGCCUGCAUUCUGAUGGUGCCCUUUUUGGUUUCAUGGUUUAACUUAUUGGGAUUGUCUGAAAUACUUCUUAUUCUUGAAACCAGCAUAGCAAUGAACCUUUUCCCUUAUUUUGUGUUUUUAUGCUGCAGGGUGGUCUGAAUGCUGUUUACAGCACUAGAACACUUAUUGUGGUAUCUAGUGAUGUGUUUAUGUUGUUUUAAGGUGCAUCUUGUAUGAUGACAUAUCACAGUCAAUCCAUUUAUAACCUAAAUCAAUACACAGAAUACUCUCUGGGCCAUGUCAGUGCAAUUGGGGGGCAUGCUUUACAUUUGAGUCCUACCAUCAUAAAUGCAUAAAUUUGUACAUAUGAGGAAACGGCUGUUUUAAGUUUUGUUUUUACAAAUUAUGAUGCGGAUUUUCCUGUAUACAUUAAUUGAGCAUAUUCUUUGGACCACAAAGUCUGUUGUGUUUAAGUAAGGCCACUGGGCUAGGUGCCAUUGCGGUAGGCUGAAGGUUUAGCCAGAAAACUCCCUCAGUUUUAAAGAAGGUAUAUUAAUGUGUGUGUGUG